Molecule: messenger RNA, 1774 nt
Organism: Dothidotthia symphoricarpi CBS 119687
Lineage: Eukaryota; Fungi; Ascomycota; Dothideomycetes; Pleosporales; Dothidotthiaceae
Product: mitochondrial carrier
Exons: 2
Coding region: 110-1774 (554 amino acids)
Source: RefSeq, a predicted model, not a curated record
CGCAGAUCGGCAGUGGAGGAAAACGCCCGCGGAAUGGCACUUGUCUGACCUGCCAGCCAACAAACAACCCCACUCAUUUCUACACACCACCACCACAACCACUAUAACCAUGGCCGACGUCCUGCCCCCCUCGCGCAACGCCCCGAAUCCCCUCAGACCCUACUACAUCCCGCCCUCCAUCGGCCCGCCGCCCGACAUCCCCCAGCCGCAGGCCCAGACUGCCGCUCCGCUGCCCGCGUACAGCAGCUCCCGCACGCCGCCAAAACCGAGCUUGGGCAGCCAGGCACGAGAUAUAUUGUCCGAUAUCGACUAUGAUUCCUACUUCCCCGAUGCGACGCCGACCGUGGCCGAGCACGCCAAGAAGCUGCUCGACCAGGCACUGUGGAAUUAUACCAGCGUCCUGCUAGCACAGCCGUUCGAGGUCGCCAAGACGAUACUGCAGGUGCACGAGGCGCGGGGCGAGGUGCCGGGGCAGCGCGCGGGUAGUGAGGAGUGGGGCGCGAGGAGCAGGCCGCAGAGCAUGGCGAGUGGGAAGUUCGAAGAUUACCCCUCGGAGGAAGAGUCGGACGAGGACUCACCGGGCUACUUUACCUCGACGGCGCCGCCUGUCGGCCCGGCAUACUCGCCUGGUGUAACGAGAUCAGGCUCGCCGGAGAAGCGGAGGAGACAGGGUCUCACGCCUAACCAGCGCUCACGCUCACGCUCCUCCACACCGAUACGCCCCCUCCAUCCGCCAUCGUCGUCACGCAAGCUGGACCUCAAGAAGCCAGACGCCCUCCUCGAAGUCAUCGCCCAGCUCUGGCAGAAGGAGUCGGCGUGGGGCGUGUGGAAGGGCACAAACGCAACCUUCAUCUACAACUUCCUGCUCAAGACGACCGAGAGCUGGUUCCGCAGUCUGAUCUCAGCGCUGCUCAAUGUGCCAGACCCAGGCCUAAUCGGCACAGCAGCAAGCGGCAUAGGCGGUCUGGACAUCGUCGACAGCCCCAGCCCGCUCGUCUCCCUCGGUGUCGCCGUAACAGCCACCGCCAUCGCCGCCACCCUCCUCGCCCCCCUCGACCUAAUCCGCACACGCCUCGUCAUCGCCCCCAUCACCUCACAGCCCCGCUCCAUCUACCCCUGCCUCGCGCUCCUCCCCUCCUUCACAAUCCCCACCGACCUAAUCCCCGCAACCCUCCUCCACGCCUGCAUCCCAACCCUCAUCUCCUCGGCAACCCCCCUCUUCCUCCGCUCCUCCUUCGCAAUAGACCCCCUCCUCACCCCAACCGCAUACUCCCUCUCCACCUUCCUCUCCUCAACAGCGGAACUCUUCGCUCGCCUCCCCCUCGAAACUGUCCUCCGCCGCGGCCAGGUCGCUGUCCUACAUGACCAGGAAUCUCAACGCUAUGUCCCCCCCGCACAAACACCUACAUAUCUAUCUCAAUCUCAACCACCCACGCCAAGCAGCCUCCGCAGCCCCGCAUACGACAUCACAGGCGAAGACCAGAACGCCCCCUCCAACACCAAAGCAAAAGCGUUUGAUACCGUCGUCGACCCCGGGCCCUGGAAAGGCGUGUUUGGCACGAUGUGGUUUAUCGUUCGCGACGAGGGCGUUACGCUUGAAGGGCCGAGUGCGGCGAAGGCGGCGAGUGCGAAGGCGGCGGGGUUCUCGAGGCCGAUGAGGACGAGGAAGGGGCAGGGUGUUCAUGGGCUUUGGAGGGGGUGGAGGGUGGGGGUCUGGGGACUGGUUGGGAUUUGGGGGGCUGCUGCUAUGGGGGGUGGGGGGGGGGAGUUUUAA